AUGUCUGGGUUUUGGAAAUUCACGAGCAAUUAUGCUUCUCGGGUGACCAAGAUUCUUGAGCAGCCCGACUUCACGUUGGAGAAUCUGUUGGACGAGCAGGAGACGAUUCCUGAGCUGCUUGCUUCGAAUGCGAAGCUGGUGGAGUACUUGCGCGAGCCGGAAGUAAUGGAGGCGUUGGUGAACUACAUUGUUGAUGACGACGAGUACCAACGCGAGUUGGAACAAGGUCUUGAAGGCGACACAGAAACACAUCAGGAAUCACAGGAACCGGAGGAACCGCAGGAAGACCACGAGCCUGAGUCGGACGACGAGUCCGGCGAGUCAUUGGAGUCGAACGAGUCGCUUGAGUCUGAGGAGGGGUCCACCCAGACUUCACAGCCGAAGUCGUUGUCUUCAACACUACAAAAAAGCGACUCGGACAGCGAUUCUGAUUCGGACGAGGACACAAAGGAGGGCAAGGAUGAGGAUCAGUUACACGACGACGACACAGAAUCGUUUGGAGAAAUUAAUAUGGACGAAGAUGACGAAGAAGAAGAAGAAGAAGAGGAUGACGAAACACCGGCAGAAAGACAUUCUAGACGAGCACAAGUGGCUGCGGAAAUCUUAUCUGUUGACGUGUGGUCGUUGACUGAUGCUUUCAUGGAAGCUCCACAUUUGAUAGAAAAGUUGUGGGGCAUCCUGGACAAGCCUGCACCGUUGCCGAUUUUCCUUGCAACGUAUUUUAUGAAAAUUAAUGAGCAUUUGUUGGACAUGAAGAUGGAUGAAAUGAUACAGUUUAUUUUACAGGAUUCGAAUCUGAUUGAGAGAUUCAUGAGACAUAUAGAUACUCCGCCUUUGAUGGACUUUUUGUUGAAGGUGAUCUCCACAGACAAGCCAGAUGCCAGCACUGGGGUCAUUGAGGUGAUGAAGGAGCAGGACCUGAUCCCUUCUUUGAUAGCAUUUUUGGGACCAGACAUUCCGUCCACGAUUCAAAGUGCUGCAGGAGAUUUCCUCAAGGCAUUUAUCACUAUUUCUGCAAAUAAUGCCGAGAACACCACGAUCGGUCCUAACGAGCUCAGCAGACAGCUUGUGAGCGAGCCGAUGGUGCGGGAGCUGGCCAAGAUGAUGCUUUGUGGUGGCACUGGGCUUUCGAACGGAGUCGGGAUUGUGAUCGAGAUCAUUCGGAAGAACAACUCCGACUACGACGCCAUUCCGGUGGUUUAUAUCACCAUCGAGUCGCACCCGCCUAGUCCUCGUGACCCAAUCUAUUUGGGCACUCUGGUGAAGGUUUUUGCAGAGUAUAUGCCGCAAUUUACCGAGAUGCUGGAAAGGAAAGUGGACAAAGUUUUGGAGACGCCGUUUGGUCAGAUUGAGCCGCUUGGGUUCGAGCGGUUCAAGAUCUGCGAGCUUGUUGCAGAGCUGAUCCACUGCUCUAAUAUGGCAUUGUUAAACCACGAAAAGGGUGAGGAGAUUGUCGCUGAAAGAGAUUUGGCAAGAGAAAUUCUAAUUCAACGACACAAGGAGCUGAGUGAGAAUCCAGACGCCCAGUCUGAUGACGAGAUCGACAUUUCGAAGGAGGUGGAGAAUCUUAAUUUGAAAGAGAACGAGGAGAGUGAGAAAGAUCACACACAGGAUGUUAGCUACGACGAGAUGAGCGAAGCCAACGAAGCCAGCCGGUUUGACGAGAACGAGGAAACAUUGAAUCCAGAAGACGUGGACGAGAACGAACAGAGUCUCCGGGAGAACCCUGUUGUUGGCGACCAGCUAAAGAUCGCUCUCUAUGAGAACAAUGUGAUUGUAACGAUACUGCAAAUGUUUUUCAAGUUCCCAUGGAACAAUUUCUUGCACAACGUUGUGUUUGACAUUGUUCAACAGGUUUUGAACGCGUCGAUGGACGUUGGCUACAACAAAUAUCUUGCUAUCGAUCUUUUUGAUCGGGGUACCAUUACGAAACUCAUAGUUGACGGACACAACAAAUGUCUUGACUACGAGGAGCACACAGAGCUGCGUCUUGGAUACAUGGGACACUUGACCUUGAUUGCGGAAGAGGUUGUGAAAUUCACCUCGUUGCACGUUCCUAACGGGAAGGCGUCUGUGAUUGAGGAGAGUAUUAUGAAUCCGGAAUGGACGCACUAUGUUAACGAAACUCUUGUUCAAACGCGAAACAAGUACAAUGCUGUUUUGGGUAACGACGAGGAACUGGACGACGAGGAGUACUCGCAAAGCCAGCACCAGCUGCAGCUGGACCCGGACCAGGACCAUGAUCUGUCGUUGUACCAGCGCGAGUACGGCGCGGAGAACGACGACGAUCUGGAGGAGAAGAACGAGAACGAGAACCAGGACCAGGACUUGGACUCGGACCAAUUUUCCAGAUACAUCACACAGCAGAUGACUAGUAACGUUCAAGACAAGUUUGGAUCUUCGGACGAGGAUUCAGAAGACGAGGAUGCACAGCAGGCCAGUUCUGACUCGUUUUAUGACAAGAAUCUUGUGAGUUCUUCCAUCGGCGGCCACCCGUACCACCAGAUGAGUUCGGAUGAGGAUCUUUCACACGAUGAUGACGACUACGAAGACCCCAACGACGACGGCCAGUCGUAUGUGAAGGAGAACCAUCCUUUAUACCAAGCAGAUGGCUCUUUGAACUACCAGGUUGGCACUCCAGGAGUCAGUGAGCUUCCUCUGUCUGAUUCCGAUUCCGACAGCGAGGAUCUCACUGGUCAUGAUCACGAUAACGAAGUUGACGACUCAGACUACUCGGAAACGCACCGUUUGGGACGGUUUUCCAGUAGGCUUGAAUAG
This is a messenger RNA of Ogataea philodendri, 2778 nucleotides long. RefSeq lists its product as uncharacterized. Gene Ontology annotation, cellular component: nucleus; cytosol. Lineage: Eukaryota; Fungi; Ascomycota; Pichiomycetes; Pichiales; Pichiaceae. The coding region runs from base 1 to 2778 and encodes 925 amino acids. Gene Ontology annotation, molecular function: protein phosphatase binding; protein phosphatase regulator activity. The record is from RefSeq and is a predicted model, not a curated record. The transcript has a single exon.